AUCAUAUACAGUACAGGGUCUUCCUUCCUAAAGAAGAUUUGAGCUUUUCCCUAUAUAUACAUCAUCACUAAGGUAGAAAUACAUUUGAAAACUUCACGUGCUUUAGCGAAACUCACGCACGGAUUAAGUUUUUAAAUUUUCAGUGUUCGCAACAAUUCCUAGCAGAACCUUUCCGAGCUUUCCGAUAUUUUAUUACGUCAGUGUGGCCACUAAAAGCAAACUUCUUAUGUUAACCCGUUCCCCUUGGUGAAAUUCCAUAAAAUUAUGUCAGAACGGUUAUAAUUAUUUUUCUUUACUUAAGGCUCGUUUCUCAGCAAAUCUAUUUCGCCAGUUCUUAAACAGAGAGGAAAAAACACAAAGUAAAAAAGGAGAAAGUACCUGUUAACCUUCCCCCCUGGUGGACCCCCAUCCACCCUACUUGUUUAGUGAAUCAUCUGGCCUGAAUCACAAUAUUAAGGUCACAUCAUAACACCAUUUUAUUAUUGCUCAAAUUGAAAAGUUAUAGUGAUCUGGGAGUAAAAAACUGCUUUUAAAGUCGGACACUGGCGCAUGCCACGUCAUGAAUGGUCUUCAUCCGAGGCAGCCACCUAAAAGCCCCCAUCCUUUUUUUAUCAAAGAAAAUUAGCUAAAAUUACUGAUAUCAAUUCGGUUCGAAAGACCAGAGAUAUUAAGAAAUUGUGAUGAUGACCUUCGAAAAUUAAUAAUCAGUGAUGCCAAAACCAGGUGAAUAAAAUAAGAACACAGUGAAACAAGUUUUGUUCAAUACUAUGUCAAUUGUUAAGCGAGUUUUCCACGUGAUAAAGGGAAAAUUCCUUUUAAGGGUGAUUUUGAAAUGGUUCAUGUUUCCCCACCCCAGGCAACAUGAUUGAGUAUUGAUUCCGAGUGUCGCGACCGCGCACAAAUUUGGCAAGAUCUCAGUGUCACACAGUAAUGCUAAUUUUAAAUGUGACGUCACGGACCGUUUCGUUUAUGCACAUUCAUUAUUAAAAGACUUUCAAAACAAACUGCAGCACUGGCGCAGUAUCCGUCGUUAAGGAAGUGUAAAAGAUCAUACAGGCAAUAAAACCAACUGAAAAAUGGUCCUUCAACAGUGCUUGGCCUGCAAUCAUUUGAUGACUGAAUUGUCACGAGCAUGUGUUUGUGGUCACGUGUUUGAAGAAGCAAGCCGUUUCAUUAGUGGCAAAAGAUUUUCAGAAUACCGCGCCAAACUGUAUUCUCGUCUGGAAACUAAGAAAAUGAAGAGAAAAGCUGUAGAAAACGGACCAAAGGGGAGUAACUGCAUUCCUUCGCAUUCAGUCAGCAAUCCAAUGAACCUGACCGCGACACGCAGACGAUCAGCACGGCGAAAGAAUUCAGACAAAAGCAAAAGAAGAAAACGAUAUCCUCGGAUGCAGAUGAAUCGCUCCACGAGGCUGAAACAGCAACCAAAUAUGGGGAAAAUUGUAUCAGCACAGCUCUUGAGUAGGUUGCCAAAUGCUCUCAGAGAAAUAAACCGAAGGAUAUUCGUUCAGAAUAUUAUGUGGCUGGAGUUACAGACGGAGUGAAGAAAAAGGAGUUUGAGGGCAAAUCUCAGAAUAAACCCUUAAGAAUAGCUGGAAACGCGGUUUUUUCAGCGGCUUGUAAUAUGCAACGGAAAUAUUCAUGAGAACGGCCGUCGCCAGACAGAGAACAGGAAACAGCCGAGAUUGUGCUGAGCAGAAGCAGUAAACGAUCGAAAUAUCCAGUUAACCCCGAUUGGUGUAUACUUACAUACUGCAUGUCGUGAAAUGACAAUAAUUCAAGUGUGAUGAUAUUUGAGAGAUUUGAUUUACGUCAAGAAGAGAAAAGAAUGUAUAUUUUGUCUCCUUAUUAAGAUAAAACAAGGGUUUGGAACAAAGAGGAUUUGUUUUCAAAAGCUAUCGUUUUACGAUAAAGUGCCGUUUUACACAGUAUAGAACUGGUUCGAAAAACAGGAUUAGCCGUUCAAUGUAUGCUUUUAAAACAAUUUAACCGUUAAUUACCAAUCGGGAAAAUAGGUACCAUCUGAACUCCUCUUGCUACCAUCUGUAUCACAAUAAGGCUGAGAGAACACGUCCAUAAUCAUGAGUAAAAAGAGUUAGAAAGGAUGGAAAUAAACUGAGUAAGCGAA
This is a messenger RNA of Orbicella faveolata, 2128 nucleotides long. RefSeq lists its product as uncharacterized. NCBI's taxonomy places the organism in Eukaryota, Metazoa, Cnidaria, Anthozoa, Scleractinia, Merulinidae. The record is from RefSeq and is a predicted model, not a curated record.